AUGAACGCUCCCUUACCUCCUCUCCCCGUCGAACUCCUCUCCACCUGGUCCGACUGGCGCACGACCAAGCCCGAGCCACCCCUCACGCCUCCCUCUCCAAUGUCUUCGCCAGACGCGUUCUGCCUCCGCACACUCAGCCAAAGCCUGUCUUGCCAUCCAUCUCGCACUUCGAUCACGCGGCGGCUCGCGUUUCUCCAGGUAUUGACGCCGCCACAGUUGGAUGACUCGUACCAGUGGCAGAGCUAUGGAUCGCCUACACAGCGAUCGCCUCGCGCGCACGCGCAUACAUCGACUACGCGCGUGGACGCGUCGCACGGCGCGCAGUAUCUACCUUCGCCGCCUUUCGCUCUUGACUGGUUCACAAUAUCGUCGGACCGUCCGUCACAGUUCAUUGCGGAGAAGACUUGCGAGAUGAUCUGUUACCUCUGGUUCUCGAGCUACUCGCAGUCGUCCUCCCCCUCAAAACGGAAUCGUACCGCUCCGCAGGAGCACUCGCCUUAUAUUCCUCCUAGUAAUUCCGCGACCGCGUCGCUCCAAUUCACAGUAUCUCCCGCGUUCGUCCGCUUCAUGCAGAAAGUUCUCGACACUACGCAAGUUAGUCAGUCCGUCAUCGUCCUCGCAUUACACUACAUCUAUCGUAUGAAAGCACGUAAUCGUUUCACUACUGGUCACCCUGGCAGUGAAUACCGCGUCGCCAUUGCCGCACUCAUGAUGGCGAACAAAUUCGUGGAUGACAACACGUACACGAACAAAACAUGGUCAGAAGUCUCCGGGAUCGAGUUGACCGAAGUAAACAAGAUGGAGAAAGAGUUCCUGUUGGGCAUCGACUUUGGCCUCUACGUCGACAAGUCGACCUACGAAUCAUGGUUAAACCUCCUGCAAGGUCUAGUCAUGGCGAAGGAACGGGAAUCGCAGCAUUGGCGUCGAUCUCGGCGGCCCGCGCGAUCACUGCAUCGUGUGCAUCCAAUUCGGCACUCUGCUUCCAGUCUUUCACGGUCGCAGGCGACUCCGUCACACCGCGCACGGUCCUCUUCCCCACGUCGGUGUCCCGCCGGCUUGCAACCCGGUUAUCCGCAGCCUUCUCAUGCAGCAUACUCCAGUUACAGGGUUGACCAGCCCAUCGCGCAUGCUCAUAGCGCGAAGCGUACCGCCUCCGAAGCCUUUGCUAGCGACACGCCGCCUUACGUGCCCUCUGCACCUGCCAGCGAGCCGCCGAGGCGGUCUAUGGGUCUCACGUUGCAGAUUCCGGAACUCGAGUACUCGAGUAGCCACUCCAGCGAGAGCUCGGCGUCUCCGCUGGAGCCGUUGCAAGGUUUCUCCAAGCUGUCACUGGGUGCAUCGCCUGUUGACGUGGGGAACUCCUCGCCUUGGGCUUCGAGUAUCGGUCAGAACGAAGUACCGCAAACGCUGGUGUCAGCGUAUCGUCGGGAUGAUAGGCAGACGUAUGCGACGCCCCAGCAACUGUACUUCUACACCCUGUCUUGCUCGCCCGCGCAGGAAGAGGAUAGCAUCUCGCGCAAAGGCCGACUCCGGUACCACCAGCCGCGGCCAGCGUAUCCUGCGCCUGUCUCGCACAUUCAGCCGCAGGUACCUAUGGUCGUGCAGUCCGCCUCCGCGAGUCCCUACGACAUGCACAUGCCACUGCGCUCCGGUCCCACGCUGCCGCCUUUGUCCGAGCUCUCACGGAAUUGGCCACGCACAGGCGCAGCCGUGACUCACUGCCAUUCUGAAUCGCCCGGUGGAAGCGAGCGGCCCGCGCAGGAUCCCGUUCCUUCUGCGACCUUCGCAAACGCUGGCCCACCGGGGUACCAGUUUUACGCUACGUCCGCCCCGGCCCCUUCGCCUUACUAUUACACCGCGCGGGGUCGGCGGCUUUAA
Molecule: messenger RNA, 1878 nt
Organism: Fomitopsis serialis
Lineage: Eukaryota; Fungi; Basidiomycota; Agaricomycetes; Polyporales; Fomitopsidaceae
Product: cyclin-domain-containing protein
Exons: 4
Coding region: 1-1878 (625 amino acids)
Biological process (GO): regulation of cyclin-dependent protein serine/threonine kinase activity
Cellular component (GO): nucleus; cyclin-dependent protein kinase holoenzyme complex
Molecular function (GO): protein kinase binding; cyclin-dependent protein serine/threonine kinase regulator activity
Source: RefSeq, a predicted model, not a curated record